Pteronotus mesoamericanus is the source of this 693-nucleotide messenger RNA. It is a transcript of the gene CLCF1, whose product is annotated as cardiotrophin like cytokine factor 1. Gene Ontology annotation, molecular function: cytokine activity. The transcript is spliced from 3 exons. The record is from RefSeq and is a predicted model, not a curated record. Lineage: Eukaryota; Metazoa; Chordata; Mammalia; Chiroptera; Mormoopidae. The coding region runs from base 16 to 693 and encodes 225 amino acids. Gene Ontology annotation, biological process: positive regulation of tyrosine phosphorylation of STAT protein; positive regulation of B cell proliferation; cell surface receptor signaling pathway via JAK-STAT. Gene Ontology annotation, cellular component: extracellular region; CRLF-CLCF1 complex; CNTFR-CLCF1 complex.
CCCGGCCCCGGCCCCAUGGACCUCCGAGCAGGGGACUCGUGGGGGAUGAUAGCUUGCCUGUGCACCGUGCUCUGGCACCUCCCCGCAGUGCCAGCCCUCAAUCGCACAGGGGACCCAGGGCCUGGUCCCUCCAUCCAGAAAACCUAUGACCUCACCCGAUACCUGGAGCACCAACUCCGCAGCUUGGCUGGGACCUACCUGAACUACCUGGGCCCCCCUUUCAACGAGCCUGACUUCAAUCCACCUCGGCUGGGGGCAGAGACUCUGCCCAGGGCCACUGUCAACUUGGAAGUGUGGCGAAGCCUCAAUGACAAACUGCGGCUGACCCAGAACUACGAGGCCUACAGCCACCUUCUGUGUCACUUGCGCGGCCUCAACCGCCAGGCUGCUGCUGCCGAGCUGCGCCGCAGCCUGGCCCACUUCUGCACCAGCCUCCAGGGCCUGCUGGGCAGCAUUGCGGGUGUCAUGGCGGCUCUGGGCUACCCACUGCCCCAGCCUCUGCCUGGGACUGAGCCCACCUGGGCCCCUGGCCCUGCCCACAGUGACUUCCUCCAGAAGAUGGACGACUUCUGGCUGCUGAAGGAGCUGCAGACCUGGCUGUGGCGCUCAGCCAAGGACUUCAACCGGCUCAAAAAGAAGAUGCAGCCUCCAGCAGCUGCAGUCACCCUGCACCUGGAGGCCCAUGGCUUCUGA